AUGAGUAGCUCCCUAGAAGGGGCUGAUGGGGGAGGGGACCCCAGGCCAGGCGAAUCCUUUUGUCCUGGAGGGGCGCCUUCCCCUGGGCCUCCGCAGCACAGGUCUUGCCCUGGCCCCAGCUUGGCUGAUGACACCGAUGCCAACAGCAAUGGCUCAAGUGGCAAUGAGUCCAACGGGCAUGAGUCCAGGGGUGCAUCUCAGCGGAGCUCACAUAGCUCCUCCUCUGGCAACGGCAAGGACUCAGCCCUGCUGGAGACCACUGAGAGCAGCAAGAGCACAAACUCUCAGAGCCCGUCCCCACCCAGCAGUUCCGUUGCCUACAGCCUCCUAAGUGCCAGCUCAGAACAGGACAACCCAUCUACCAGUGGCUGCAGCAGCGAACAGUCAGCCCGCGCAAGGACCCAGAAGGAACUCAUGACAGCGCUGCGGGAGCUCAAGCUCCGGCUGCCGCCAGAGCGCCGGGGCAAGGGCCGCUCCGGGACGCUGGCCACACUGCAGUACGCACUGGCCUGUGUCAAGCAGGUGCAGGCCAACCAGGAGUACUACCAGCAGUGGAGCCUGGAGGAAGGUGAGGCGUGUGCCAUGGACAUGUCCACCUACACUCUGGAGGAGCUGGAGCACAUCACGUCCGAGUACACGCUUCGCAACCAGGAUACCUUCUCCGUGGCCGUCUCCUUCCUGACGGGCCGAAUCGUCUACGUUUCGGAGCAGGCAGGUGUCCUGCUGCACUGCAAGCAGGACGUGUUCCGGGGCGCCCGCUUCUCAGAGCUCCUGGCUCCCCAGGAUGUGGGCGUCUUCUAUGGUUCCACGGCCCCGUCUCGCCUGCCCGUCUGGGGCAUGGGGGCUUCGGCAGGUGCAGGCGUCAAGGACUUCACCCAGGAGAAGUCUGUCUUUUGCCGUAUCAGAGGAGGCCCCGACAGGGACCCAGGGCCGCGCUACCAGCCGUUCCGCCUGACCCCAUAUGUGACCAAAAUCCGGGUCUCAGAAGGGGCUCCCGCACAGCCAUGCUGCCUGCUCAUUGCAGAGCGAAUCCACUCGGGUUAUGAAGCUCCCCGGAUACCGCCGGACAAGAGGAUCUUCACCACACGGCACACGCCCAGCUGCCUCUUCCAGGAUGUGGAUGAAAGGGCUGCCCCACUGCUGGGCUACCUCCCCCAGGACCUCCUGGGGGCCCCAGUGCUCAUGUUCCUGCAUCCUGAGGACCGACCCCUCAUGCUGGCCAUCCACAAGAAGAUCCUGCAGCUGGCCGGCCAGCCCUUUGACCACUCUCCCAUUCGUUUCUGCGCACGUAACGGGGAGUACGUUACCAUGGACACCAGCUGGGCUGGCUUCGUGCACCCCUGGAGCCGCAAGGUGGCGUUUGUGCUGGGCCGCCACAAAGUCCGCACGGCGCCCCUGAAUGAGGACGUGUUCACUCCUCCAGCCCCCAGCCCUGCUCUUUCCCUGGACCCUGAGAUCCAGGAGCUGUCUGAGCAGAUCCACCGGCUGCUGUUACAGCCCGUGCACAGCCCCAGCCCCCCGGGGCUCUGUGGAGUCGGCCCGGUGACUUCCCCAGGCCCCCUCUUCAGCCCUGGCUCGUCCAGUGACAGCAAUGGGGGUGACGCCGAGGGGCCUGGGCCUCCUGCCCCGGUGACCUUCCAGCAGAUCUGUAAGGAUGUGCAUCUGGUGAAGCACCAGGGGCAGCAGCUCUUUAUCGAGUCCCGGGCUCGGCCUCUUCCCCGGCCCCGCUUCCCUGGUGAGUUGGCAGGGGUGUGGGUGCGGGUGCGGAGUGAGACUGCUGGUCUGACCUUCACCCCAACCAGAAGCUUUCUUCUCUCCUUUCUCCCUGGCUCAGCUAUAGACACAGUCAAGGCCAGGACCCUUUCCUGCCAGUCCCCAGACCCAGAGCUGGAGGCAGACCCUGCUCUAGUCCCAGCCCCGCCCGCUGUGGCCCCUGGGGAGGCUGAGCCGAAAGAAGCCUCCAGUUGCUCCUACCAGCAGAUCAACUGCCUGGACGGCAUCCUCAGGUACCUGGACAGCUGCAACAUCCCAGGCACCACCAAGCGCAAAUGUGCCUCCUCCUCCUCCUGCUCCGCCUCCUCGGCCUCUGAUGAUGACAAGCAGAGGACAGGUCCAGUCUCUGUGGGAACCAAGAAAGAUCAGUCGGCAGUGCUGUCGGGGGAGGGGGCCCCCCCUCGGAAGGAGCCGGUGGUGGGAGGCGCCCUGAGCCCGCUCGCCCUGGCCAAUAAGGCGGAGAGCGUGGUGUCCGUCACCAGUCAGUGUAGCUUCAGCUCCACCAUCGUCCAUGUGGGAGACAAGAAGCCCCCGGAGUCGGACAUCGUCAUGAUGGAGGACCUGCCUGGCUUGGCUCCAUGCCCAGCCCCCACCCCCACAGCAGCCCCUGACCCAGUCCCAGAUGCCUACCGCCCUGUGGGCCUGACCAAGGCCAUGCUGUCCCUGCACACACAGAAGGAGGAGCAGGCCUUCCUCAGCCGCUUCCGGGACCUCAGCCGGCUGCGUGGACUCAAUGGCUCCUCCAUGGCUCCCUCGGCCCCUGGAGAGCGAGGCUGCCACCAUGGCCGCACGCCCCCCAGCCGCCGAUACCACUGCCGGUCCAAAGCCAAGCGCUCACGUCACCACCAGACCCCUCGGGUGGAAGCCCCCUGCUAUGUCUCCCACCCCUCACCUGUCCCACCCUCUGCCCCUUGGCCCCCCCCACCAGCUGCUACUCCCUUCCCAGCUGUGGUACAGCCCUACCCCCUCCCAGUAUUCUCCCCCCGAGAGGGUCCCCAGCCUCUUUCCUCGGCCCCCACAUCUGUGUCCCCUGCAGCUUUUCCUGCCCCCCUGAUGACCCCAGUUGUAGCCUUGGUGCUACCUAACUAUCUGUUCCCUACCCCCUCCAGCUAUCCCUAUGGGGUCCCUCAGACUCCUGCCGAGGGUCCCCCUACCCCUGUGUCCCACUCCCCUUCUCCGUCCUUGCCCCCGCCAGCCCCCAGCCCUCCCCGCCGCCCAGACUCUCCACUCUUCAACUCACGGUGCAGCUCCCCACUCCAGCUAAACCUGCUGCAGCUGGAGGAGUCCCUCUGGGUGGAGGAGGGUGCUGCCGCAGGGGCCCCUGGGAGCAGUGCUGGGCCCCUGCCUCCCAGUGAGGAGACUGCCGAGCCAGAGGCCAGGCUGGUGGAGGUAACUGAGUCCUCCAAUCAGGACGCACUUUCGGGCUCCAGUGACCUCCUGGAAUUGUUGCUGCAAGAAGACUCUCGCUCGGGCACAGGCUCUGCUGCCUCAGGCUCCUUGGGCUCUGGCUUGGGCUCUGGGUCUGGUUCAGGCUCCCAUGAGGGGGGCAGCACCUCAGCCAGCAUCACACGAAGCAGUCAGAGUAGCCACACAAGCAAGUACUUCGGCAGCAUCGACUCUUCGGAAGCGGAGGCUGGGGCUGCCCAGGCCAAGGCUGAGCCGGGGGACCAGGUGAUUAAGUACGUGCUCCAGGAUCCCAUCUGGCUGCUCAUGGCCAACGCUGACCAGCGUGUCAUGAUGACCUACCAGGUGCCCUCCAGGGACAUGGCCUCCGUGCUGAGGCAGGACCGGCAGCGGCUCCGGGCCAUGCAGAAGCAGCAGCCUCGGUUCUCGGAGGACCAGCGGAGGGAGCUGGGUGCCGUGCACUCCUGGGUCCGGGAGGGCCAGCUGCCUCGGGUCCUUGAUGUGAUGGCCUGUGUGGACUGCGGAAGUAACACGCAAGACCUUGGCCACCCUGAAGACCCCCUCUUCUCAGGACUGGAUGGAUUGGGGCUGGAGCCCAUGGAAGAGGGUGGAGGCGAAGGUGGCAGAGGCAGUUGUGAGGAUGAGGGCGGAGAUGAGGCCCAGGCCCAAGCUGGGGCUGGGGUCUCAAGCUCUCAGGACCAGGCCAUGGAGGAGGAGGAACAAGGUGGGAGCUCGUCCAGCCCAGCCUUACCUGCCACAGAAAAUGGCGCCAGCUAAACUGCAUUUGGGGGCCACCUCCAGGAGUGCAUGAGAAGCUUCUUCCACAUCCAACUCUCAGAACUCAGAUGUGGCUGGACCAACCAGCAGCAAACUGGCCCAGCUUCUCCCGCUGUCGGGGGCUGGACCCCCAUCACAUCAGCCCAGGAUCCAGGGUGCCUCUGGCCUCUAGGGAACAAGGGGUGGAAUCUGCAGAGAAGCCGCAGCUGCCACCCCUGCUGAGUCCCUCCUCCCUGGACAGGGUUGCUGGCAGGCUGCUGCCGUGGCCUCUCCAUGUUCCAGCUGAGCCCUAAUCCUGGGAACCAAGGGUUGGGGCUGCACUUAUUUAUUGGGGGAGGAGUCCUCUCCUGCCUCUUCCCCCGAUGGGAGAGGAGGGCCCGAGGCUCCAGCAGGAGCCGGUGGUCCGAACCUCUAGCUGCUCCAGGUGGGGGAGGUUGGAGGACCAUGGGGUCCUUGGUGCUGCCCUCAGGUGGGACCCAGGCGUUCUCAGCUGUACCCUCUGCCUAUGACAUUUGUGUUUUUGAUAUUGUGUCUCUUAAUAUUUUUUAAUACAAAAACAAAAAAUAAAAAUAAAACACAGG
This is a messenger RNA of Pipistrellus kuhlii (Kuhl's pipistrelle), 4535 nucleotides long. It is a transcript of the gene PER1, whose product is annotated as period circadian regulator 1. The transcript is spliced from 22 exons. Bases 1 to 3954 code for a protein of 1317 amino acids. NCBI's taxonomy places the organism in Eukaryota, Metazoa, Chordata, Mammalia, Chiroptera, Vespertilionidae. Gene Ontology annotation, biological process: circadian regulation of gene expression; entrainment of circadian clock by photoperiod; negative regulation of transcription by RNA polymerase II. Gene Ontology annotation, cellular component: nucleus; cytoplasm. The record is from RefSeq and is a predicted model, not a curated record. Gene Ontology annotation, molecular function: transcription cis-regulatory region binding; transcription corepressor binding.